Penicillium maclennaniae is the source of this 519-nucleotide messenger RNA. RefSeq names its product GPI anchored serine-threonine rich protein. The record is from RefSeq and is a predicted model, not a curated record. The transcript is spliced from 3 exons. The coding region runs from base 1 to 519 and encodes 172 amino acids. NCBI's taxonomy places the organism in Eukaryota, Fungi, Ascomycota, Eurotiomycetes, Eurotiales, Aspergillaceae.
AUGCGUUUCCUCACUACCAAACUCCCCCUCAUCAUCGCCGCCUCAGCUUCCCUCGUCGCUGCCCAAGAUGCCACCACCACCGCAACCGCCACCAGUACGAAGUGUGCUGCCCAGAACGACUGGGAUUGUAAAUGCCAAGGAAGUACAAAUGUUGUCAACUGCUACGACAACUGUCCCGAUGACCAAGAGCGUCUUGGCGCUCAACAAAUCCGCGAGCAAAAUUGCAUCGCUGCAAAAGCCUACGGCACGUUGACUACAACCGCUGGCAUGGCUACACCGUCUGCAUCUGCAUCUGCAUCUAGUUUUGCGGCGUCUAUGUCGGCGUCUUCGAGUGCGAUGGCUGAACCUACAGGGUCUAGAAGUGGUCUUGAGAGUAAUAAUGGGGGCAACAAGGCCACGCAGUCGUUGACAGGGUUGGAGGCUUCGGCUACACCUAAUGAGGGUGCGGCGACGGCGAGAGUAAAGGUUGUUGGGAGUUGGUUGGCGUUUUUGGGAUUGGCUUUGGGAGUCUUUGUAUAG